Molecule: messenger RNA, 1950 nt
Organism: Durio zibethinus
Lineage: Eukaryota; Viridiplantae; Streptophyta; Magnoliopsida; Malvales; Malvaceae
Source: RefSeq, a predicted model, not a curated record
UAAAAUUCUUCGCGACUUAACCUAAACUUAGCCAGCCUUACCUAAUCCCUUACCUAGAACCUAGGCCCUAGAAAUCAUGAUAAUCGGGGGUUCCCCCUUUCUAGUGCUAAGAAUGCAGAAUUGAAGUGCUCUAAAGGCAAAAAAAUUGUGCCGUACUGGCCGGCGUUUCAAAGAGCCCUAUCAUGACGAGCUAAGCUAUUACGCCUAACGGCUACACUCCACGUUUUUUUUAUGCUCCGAUAAUACUAUAAUAUCUUUACUUGAUUAGUUCCCGUAUUUCUUUGGGCCCGGAUUAAACCGAAAGAAAACAACGUCGUUUUACAAGCUCCGAAGGCGAGUUUUCUUUCUUGCGACAGGGAAAAAGAAUAGAAUCAUUCUUCUGAUUCCACUUUAUCCGCCGGCGAAAGUACAGACUAGCUAGGCGAACAACGACGUUGCGACGGUGAGCAAGAAUUUCUUCGUGAAGGUCGCCAAUAAUGGCGACGAAAACGCCCAGAGCUGCUACUCCGAACGCAGGGAAAAUGAGUCCAUGCGUUUGGCUUUACUCCAGUUUGCUCACUCUUCAAUACGGAGCGCAACCUCUUAUCUCCAAACGCUUCACCAGACGAGAAGUAAUUGUAACUUCAUCAGUCUUGACAUGUGAGAUAGCCAAGGUCGUAUGCGCUCUUAUUCUCAUGGCCAAAGACGGUAGCUUAAAAAAACUGGCAAAGGAAUGGACUUUGGUGGGUUCACUGACUGCAUCAGGUCUUCCUGCAGCAAUUUAUGCACUUCAAAACAGUUUGUUGCAGAUAUCUUAUAGGAAUCUUGAUUCACUUACAUUCUCAAUGCUGAACCAGACAAAAAUUUUUUUCACUGCCUUGUUUACGUAUAUCAUAUUAAGGCAAAAGCAGUCAAUUCAACAAAUUGGGGCUCUGUUCUUGUUGAUCAUGGCAGCUGUUCUUCUAAGCAUUGGUGAAGGCUCUAGCAAAGGUUCUAGCAGUGGUAAUCCUGAGCAAAUUCUAUUUUAUGGAAUUGUCCCGGUCUUGGUUGCUUCUGUACUCUCUGGUCUAGCUUCUGCAUUAUGUCAAUGGGCUUCUCAGGUCAAGAAGCACUCAUCAUACUUGAUGACUGUAGAAAUGUCUAUUGUUGGAAGCUUGUGCUUACUGGCUAGUACCUCUAAGUCUCCAGAUGGAGAAGCUAUCAGACGCCAUGGAUUCUUUUAUGGUUGGACUCCACUAACUUUGAUACCAGUUGUAGCCAAUGCACUUGGUGGGAUUCUGGUUGGCCUUGUAACUAGCCUUGCUGGUGGUGUGAGAAAGGGGUUUGUCAUUGUUUCGGCACUUCUUGUAACAGCCAUGCUGCAGUUCCUUUUUGAAGGAAAACCACCAUCAGUGUAUUGUCUCGUGGCUCUUCCACUUGUCAUCGGUAGCAUUUCGAUAUACCAGAAAUAUCCAUACCAAGUCAAAAGGAAGGAAGCCUAAUAAUUUGCAGAUAGGUAAGGGGAUUUCGCAGUGUGGCCUCAAUUGUUAUAGUUUCCAUUUGUUUUCCCAAGUUUUAGGGGAAGGUAAAUGGAAAUUUUUAGGAUGUAAUUGUACCUACUAGUGUAGGCAAUGAAGAAGGCAUAUUAUACUUGCUUUCAUGAAUAUCAGGACAUAUGAGUUGGGUAUUGAUUGAGACUGAAAGUGGGAAUAAAAGAACCAGUUUUUGAUGUAGUCUGACUUUUUGGAGCAGUGCAAAAUUUAUUGAAUUAUAAAAUAAAUAAUCAUGCAUGUGAAUUGUGAAGUAAUUAAGAUGUUCUAUAUCAUGCUCUGAGUUGAGAAGAGUAAAUGAUUGUAAGUUGAUUGUGGCUUCACUGAACAUAGCAGUAAAGAAACAGGAUUUUGACUUUGUAGUUAUACCAGAGCGGUAUCUCGCAUGCAUGUUCCAUGCAUUUCGUAAGUUAAUUCACAACUUUGACAAUUAUUAUUAUUA